AUGGACAAUGGGAAAAAGAACAUAAUUAUUUCAAGAGAAUGUGGCAAUGCUCGAAAACAACACAACAAUACUUGAAAACAACACAGCAACAACAGAAUCAUACACAUUGAAACACCAAUCAGAAGAAGGAGGAGAGUCAAAAACAAGAGAAUUUGAAAACGACAAAUUCAACAUAGUUGACUAUGCGAAGCUGGUUGCUAAAAAAAAUAGUAGAAAAACUUGAAAACAACAGAAAAAAAACUAGAUCUAGAAAUCGAGAACAACAACACGAAGCUAAUAACAAACAACCAUUAUCCAAAAGUAGAUAAAAGUCAAGCAUACAAGGACAAGGAAACUCUGAAGAAUUUUCUCAACUACUACGCACAACCAAAGCGGAGGAAAAAACUAUAUUUUUAGUUUGAUUGGUUAGAUAACACUAUAUUUAGUGGCAUUUACUUUUUAUGUCAUAUUUAUCAUAACCUUAAUAAUUUUUUCUAUAUUUUUGAAAAUAGCCUCAAAAAAAAUACAAAAUUGGGCUUAGGAUAAAGCAAGGGUGCAAGAGCUUUUUCAAGAGGAAUUUACAAAUUUUAAAAGUGGUUUAUUUAAAUAUUGUACUUUUAGGUUUGACGAAUGUACAUGGUAUUUUUUUUUGAGAUUUUUACACCUCAUGUCAAAAUUGACACCUUUUUUACAUUUUUAUCCUUACACGGUUUUUUAAACUUUUUUAACUUUUACAUUUUUCAAUUUUACUUUUCAAAAAGUUUAAUAAUUACAAUUUUACCUUUUCCCUUCUUCCUUACACACGUACACGCACGCCACCUCAUAAAUCCUUUCUUUUUCUUUUUUUUUUUUUUUGAAUUUUUCAUUUACCUGAUUCUUCCACUCUUCAAACCGAGCUUCCCACGAUCACCAUUAUCAAGCCCUAACCAAUUUCUUCUUCCCACGAUCACCUUCUCCAAGCCCUCACCCACGUUUUCCUCAACCUACAUUGUCAUCCUCCUCUAUAUUUUCUCUAUAUAAAUGGCAACCACUAGAAGUGGUUCGAAAUCACCAUCUCCGGCGAAGAAAGUUUCUAAAAAAUCGAAGAAGGCUCCAACUGUUACUUCCAAAGUCGAACCUAAGAUGGGGUUAAAAAAAAUUGCUAAAAAUUUAGUGGCUGAUGUUCCAGAGACAUCGGGCACUAAGAAAAGAGCCCCUCCUGUUAAAGUAGAUGCUCCUAAGACUAAGAGAGCAAAAAUUUCCAAGUCUGCACGCGAUGUUUCCUCAGAUUCUGAUUUUGAGGAUGAAGUGCAUGGUGAGGACCAAAAGCCCAAAGUUGAAUCAAAGGUCCAUGCUAGGACCUCAGUGAAGGUUGAAGGAUUUGACCUACCAAAGAAAAAUCCCCCUAAGGAAUGGGAUUAUAUUUAUGACCAGAAGAAUCUAUUCAUUGCUAAAGCCUUUUCCACUGCUACUUUCCAGGUGAUAGAGAACAUUAAGUCUUGUCUUUCAGAUGUACAGCUUGAAAUGUUUUCAAAAACCUGUUUUGGUCAUUUCCUUAACCUUCCCGAUUUUAAAGUUCAACCCCAAGUGUUUCAUGGGUUGUUGCUCCGGGAGGUUCAGCAACCUAAUGAUGCUGAGUUGUGGGUAAUGAUACGCGGUGUUAGGCUUAGGUUUAGCAUUGAGGAAUUUGCAUUGAUUACUGGGUUAGACUGUGAAGGUGACUGUAGUGUCUUAGAUUUUAAGCAAGAGGUUAAUAGUCUUUGUGAAAGAUAUUGGCCAACUUCGUCCUCUAUCACUAAGGAAUCUGUUAGGGAAUGUUUUACCACCAAGAGGUGGGGUGAUUCUGAUGAGGAUGCUGUGAAGUUGGCAGUUUUGUAUUUCGUGGAGUGGUUCUUGCUUAGUGGCACUAAGCAUAAAAAUGUACCCAAGUCUAUUUUAGAUGUUGUAGAUAGUGGGAGGUACAAUGAAUUUGCUUGGGGCCGGAGUUCUUUUGAAUUGACUAUUUCCUCAUUGAAGGGUAAGCUUGAUAGUUGGGUUGAGGGGGUUAGGAAGGCAAGGAGUUCGGGAAAGAGGCCGAGUGUUUUUUACACUUUGAUUGGUUGUCCUCAUGUUCUUCAAGUUUGGUUCUACGAGUGUUGUAAGUACAUGAAAGGUAAGUACUGCCAAAAGGAAAGCUCUCGUAUUCCAAGGAUCACUCAGUGGACAUGCAAUAGUCAACCUACUUUCAAAGUUUUGAAGACUACUAUCUUUGAUGUUUCCAAAGAUAAGGUAUAUCUGUUUGUUGUAAUUUGGUUUUUCAGUAGUUGUUUUUGUGUUGUUUUUCAUUAUUAUUAAUCUUCAUAAUUGAAAUUUUAAUUUUGGUGUUU
Molecule: messenger RNA, 2324 nt
Organism: Cannabis sativa
Lineage: Eukaryota; Viridiplantae; Streptophyta; Magnoliopsida; Rosales; Cannabaceae
Exons: 4
Coding region: 1000-2292 (430 amino acids)
Source: RefSeq, a predicted model, not a curated record